Messenger RNA from Marmota flaviventris (yellow-bellied marmot), 2986 nucleotides. The record is from RefSeq and is a predicted model, not a curated record. NCBI's taxonomy places the organism in Eukaryota, Metazoa, Chordata, Mammalia, Rodentia, Sciuridae.
CUGCUGUCCAGCUCUGCUCCUCCCUGCUCAGCUAGGGCACUUGCUCUUCCCUGUUCUCACCAGAGAGGCACAAGCGCUCCGUCCCUUCCAGCGGCAGGCGAAGGGAAGAGAAAGGGUCUGUUGUUUUUCUCUCCUUGUUUCUCUCUCCCUCUUUGCUGAUUACCAAGCUGCUGACCGGAUCAGAAAGCUCUGAUGGAAAUCCUCCAGUGCUGGGCAAACCCCUCCUCCUCCAGAGAGCUUGUCUUUGACUAAUUUUUCUUUCUCCCAGUGGGAAAAAGAGAGAGAGAGAGAAAGAGGAAAAAAGAAAACCCACAAACUUCCUUUAAAAACCAGUUUGUAGUUAGGGCCUGGAGUGCGCACGCGGAGACUCAGCCUCUCAAGAAUCCUGAAGCCACUCAGAGCCACCACCGGGAGCACCUGGGCUGCGCCCCUGCUUGCCCUCACCCCACUGCGGUGCCCCAGUCCUGGGCGUGAGUCCGGAAGUAGCCACAACCCAGCCAGGACGGCCAGCCACGCUCGUAAAGCUGUGUCAACCUGUAUAAGCUCUGGACAGCCGGCCUGGUGGUGCCCCUCGCUGAUCCCACCUCCCCCAUCAGACUGCCAGAGCUGAACCCUCCUGCUCCGUCCUGGAACUGCACCCACUUCUUUAAGGGAAGCUGGCUCCACUUAAUGUGUUCAGUCCCUCCAGAACUAUCAUUCUCAAGCCUAGAAGCCCAAGCCACCGUUGGUUCCAUCUGGUCACAAGUUAAAAGUGGAAAGAUCUCAGUCUGAGUCCUGUUUAUGCAAGCUGAGAAAGGCAUGUACUACUUGUAGCCAGGAGUGCCUGUGCAGAUACACAGCCAGCCUUCCAUACAGCAUUCAUUUUCUAAGACUUCUCUGGGUGGCUUUGCUUUCUGGCUCAACGAUCUUCUUCUUACUGGACAGGUCUAUGUUUUGCAUACCAAGACUGACAUAGGCAAGCCCUUGAGGUUAGGAAACAUCCCCAGCUUCCCUCAGUUGACUCCCUUCCCAUCAUGGAGCACCCUCAGCCUGAACAUCCGUCCUCGGGUAAGGCCAGGAAUGCAGAAACAGACACCUCUGAAAACCAGGAGGUCCUAUCAGGACCAGAUGAGUACCCUCAGGACCAAGACACCAGAGAUGCUGAUGAGGAAGCUGCAAAACAAGAGCCAGGAGACCAAGCUUUGUUACCAACCCAGAGUGGGGAGAACCUUGAGUCCCCUCCUCCUGAAACUAACUCAAGUCAACCUGGGCCAUCCUGUAGCAUGUCACCUGAGGCAGAGACACUAGGAGCAUGCUCCAGGCCCCAGGAGCUUCCCCAGUCCCCGAGGACCCAACAGACUGAGCCAGAUUUCUACUGUGUAAAAUGGAUCCCCUGGAAGGGAGAACGGACACCCAUCAUCACCCAGAGCACUAAUGGUCCUUGCCCUCUCCUUGCCAUCAUGAAUAUCCUCUUCCUUCAGUGGAAGGUGAAGCUGUCUCCCCAGAAGGAAGUGAUCACAUCAGAUGAGCUCUUGACCCACCUUGGAAACUGCCUCUUGUCCAUCCAACCUCAAGGAAAAUCAGAGGGACUUCAGCUUAAUUUUCAGCAGAAUGUGGACGAUGCAAUGACAGUGCUGCCAAAGCUGGCCACCGGUCUUGAUGUCAAUGUGCGAUUCACAGGAGUCUCUGACUUUGAGUAUACACCCGAAUGCAGUGUCUUUGACCUACUAGGCAUACCUCUGUACCAUGGCUGGCUUGUUGAUCCACAGAGUCCCGAGGCUGUGAGCGCAGUUGGGAAACUGAGUUACAACCAGCUAGUAGAGAAGAUCAUCACCUGCAAACACUCCAGUGACCCCAACCUCGUGACAGAAGGCUUGAUUGCAGAGCAGUUCCUGGAGACCACUGCAGCACAGCUGACCUACCAUGGCCUGUGUGAGCUUACAGCGGCUGCCAAGGAGGGUGAACUUAGUGUCUUUUUCCGCAACAACCACUUUAGCACUAUGACUAAGCACAAGGCUAACACUGUGGAGUUCCAGCCAGCACAUCAGUUAAUUCAAGUGGUCUGUGCAUCUCAGGAGGAGCAAGUGGUAUGGGAGAGCCUGCACAACGUGGACGGAGACAGCUGCUUCUGUGACUCUGACUUCCACCUAAGUCAUUCCCUCGGCAAGGGCCCUGAAGCACAAGGUGGGGGUAGCUCCCCAGAGAAGCAGCUGCAGGUAGACCAGGAUUACCUGAUGGCCUUGUCCUUGCAACAGCAGCAGCAGCCACAAGGAAUGCUGGGCCUUAGUGACCUGGAGCUGGCCCAGCAACUUCAGCAAGAGGAGUAUCAACAGCAGCAACCAGUCCAGCCUGCGCAGAUGCGGGCCCUGUCACCCCAGGUGUCCCUUGGGACCCUUCUCCUGCUGGACCCUCUUCCUGGAACCCCUUCCUGUUUUUCUCUCCCUGUAGUCCCUCCUGAUCCCGACCCCCUAACCCCUUGAAUCUCAGUCCUCUACUCCUCCAAAGUUGUUGGAUGACCCAAUGUUAAAUCCCGCACAGGGGAGAGGAGCCACCACGUCAGGACGCCCAGCCGGGGAGCGCCGACAGAGGCCGAAGCAGGAGUCGGACUGCACUCUGCUAUAGCUCUGCCCGCUGCUCCCCCAUCUCAACCCCUGAGAUACAUGGGGUAGCUUAUUUAUGGACUGUUGGGGGUCAGAGCAGGCAGUAGUAAAUACCAAGGUCAAACUCGGUAAUGUCCCUGCCCUCAUGUGCUGCUGCCUCUCUUCCUCCCAGGGCAACACUGGGAUGGGCAGGGUGAAGAUGUCUGAUUCCUAACUCCCUUUCCGGGAAUAAUCACAUGAACACACAGACUCAGGCUACAGGGUGAGGGCCUAUCUGGGCUGCACCUUUCUCCCUCCUCCCUACCCUGCAGGCCUGUCUCCUUUUGCUUCAGGGUUUGAUUUGGCUUUCUAUGUCUGUUAUUUGUAAUGCCUUCCUAGAGGUUUGGAAAUAAAAUUCUUUCCUGAGA